Molecule: messenger RNA, 8382 nt
Organism: Aegilops tauschii subsp. strangulata
Lineage: Eukaryota; Viridiplantae; Streptophyta; Magnoliopsida; Poales; Poaceae
Source: RefSeq, a predicted model, not a curated record
UGGUGUGCGAGGUUCAAGUUGCGGCGGCCGUGGUUUCCCCCCGAUCGCCCCGGCUAAACAACUGUGCAUGCAGAUGCUACCUCACUUACAUCAUCCAAACAUAACCUCGCAUCACGUGGACAUCACAUCCAUCUCAAAAAGAAAAAGAAAAAAUAUAGAAAAAAGUUUCUCAAAAAAUAAUCUCACUUACAUCGUCCAAACAUAACCUCCAAGAAAAAAAAUCAAAAACUUUCUCAACGCGACCAACCAACAUGCGCCACAUGGCAUAGCCGGCUCGCCAUCCUUCCGGUGCGCCUUAAUGGGUUUAAUUAAAAUAUGAUUGUGACUUUAAAAAAAUGUUUGCACAAUGUAAAAAAAAUACUUUCGUAAUUUUAAAAUAAUGUUUCAUAUCAUUGGAAAAAAAAAUUCUGACAUUUAUAAAAAAUUCGUGUGUUCCAAAGUUUUACAAAAAGAUUAUACAAUGUAAAAAAAUGUUAGAAUAAUAUCAAAACAUGACAAUGUGUAAGCUGGUGGAAAAGAUGGUAAUUCAACACGGCCAAGGGUCUGGCCCAAGCUGACACUAAAAAAAAAUAUUCAGCAUGUACGUAUAAAAAUGAUUUAUGUGUAUGCAAAAAAUGUACAAUGUGUAUUCGAAAUAGUCUACAUGUAUUUGGAAAGAGAUAAAUAAAAGGAAAAAAUAAAAAGAAGGAAGCUGAUUUUCACCCGCAAAAAAUAAACAGAAAAAGCACCUGUAAACAAAGAAAAGAAAUACACACAGAAGAUUCUAUUACAGGUUUGAACCGGCCUAUGCAACCUUCGUAAAAUCACUCUACAGUGCUGGGCUGGCCAUUAGCUGCUCGCCAGAGGCGAGAUGAGGGUAAGUAAUGUCGCCGUAAGCGAGACAUAGCCCUCGCGGAUGUCUGGCCCAAGCUGAAACUGAAAAAAAAAUGUCUGGGCCAAAAGCCCACGUGAUAUUUCUGCUGGUCCUGCGCUUCGGCCGAGCGAGCCGAUCCCCAAAUCCGGGACAACGCCGGCCGCCGGCCACUGUUCCUUCCUUGGGGCAUCCACCUACCCACGGACGGAGAUCUCUCGACGUGGCGUCGCCGCGGAGUGCCGUGCCGAUGAGCUGGCGCGGGAGGCCGCCGGCGACCGGGGAGGACGAGGGAGAUGGCCGCGUCUCCGCCCGAGUUUGCGCGGCGCGGUGCGGAAGCGGGGGGAGGAGGAGGAAGCCGGCGGCCACUGUUGACGAGGAACAUGCCGGUGCUUCCCAGAAGGCUGAGAAAUGGUGUGCUUGGCUCGGUUCCUGGAGCAAACAUAUCGGCUCGGCCGAAUAGACCGACGGCCAGGAGACCGAAGAGUAUCAAUCAUUCACCGCUGCCUGAAAAAAGUACUAGUGUACUAGUAUCAGAUUUUCAGAUAGGAAGCCUGUGUGUAGCUAUAUUGGCAUGAAAAGGAGUAUGGAAUGAGAAAAAGGAGUCUACGGCCCCGCCACAAAGUGCACCCCGCACCAAAAAAAGCUAAAAAGAAGCAAAGCUACCAGCACCGGAUCCAAAGAUCUUUGCUUUACCUCAGAAAAAGAGCAUCAAUUCAGACACAAGUAAUCUAUAUUUAUAUGCCUUGAGCUUCCUUUUGCCUCAUCUCAGCAAAGAAGAAAAGAAAGAACAUAUUCAUUGCCACCUCUCGAUCAUAUAUUCUUGCUUGCCUUGUAGCUAGUGGCAUUCCUUUGGGUUUCUGCUGCACACAGCUCACCUGACCAUCAGGCAUGGACUCUCCUCCUGUAUAUUGCUGCAGAGCAUCUCCCCCCUCCUCGCUCUCCUCCAACACUUGACGGCACCGGCCUACGCCUGCAAUCAGCCAUCUCUGGGGUGCCCAAACAGCUCGAUCAGCUGCCUCCCUGUUCGUCGGCAGCGUUGCCAAGCAAAGUUGUUGGUUCCAGCGGCGCAACGCGGCUAUGGAGGUGGCCGUCAGCGCAGCACGGUGGGUGGUGACCAAGGCGCUUGCCCCGGUGACAGAUGGCCUGCUGGAGGCGUGGGCGGCCAGCGCUGGGCUCGGCCCCAACAUUGAUGCCCUCAAGAUGCAGCUGCUCUAUGCCCAGGGGAUGCUCAACAACGCCCCGGGGCAAGGCAGGGACAUCACCAACCCUGCGCUCAAGGGGCUGCUGCACAAGCUGCGGCAGCUGGCCUACGUCGCCGACGACGCGCUCGACGAGCUGGACUACUUCCGCAUCCAGGACGCGCUGGAAGGCACCUACCACGCAGCAGCCGGCGUGGAUGACCUGGGCUGCCUCCAGGCCCUCGCCCUCAACGCUCGCCACACGGCUAGAUAUGUUGCCGGGAAGAUCAAGUCCAUGAGCUCCUGCUCGCGUGCUGCUAGCCCACUUGAUGCCCAAGAAGAUAUUGGUGGGAGCCGUGGAUGCUCAUGUGCCGGCGGAUGCAGCAUGCCCAAGGUUGCCUCUGGUGCUGUUCAAGCUGCUGUUGGUAAACACUUCCCGUGCUGCUACUCUUCUCCUCAUACCAGUGAGUUAGUCGAAUCGUCCAACGUGCCAGCUGCAAGCAAAUGGUGGCUCCUCUGUGGCGCCUGCCCACCUAAGGCACCGACACAGAGAGUUGGCACCACAGAGGAAACACCAAAACUGAAAUUUGAUAGGGUGGAAAUGUCCAAGAGAAUGAUAGACAUCGUAGAGCAGCUGAAGCAUGUAUGUGCUAUGGUCUCCACCAUUCUCAAUCUAGAGCUACUAAGCUUAAGCCGUAUUCCUAACCCAGACGUGAUUUCUAAGGAUCGACCCAAAACAACCCCACAAAUUAUAGAGCCCCAACUAUAUGGGAGGGAUGCCCAGAAAAAGAAAAUUGUAGAUGGCAUCACCAGGGGUGAAUAUUCUUCCGAACAACUUACUGUCCUUCCAAUUGUUGGGCCAGGGGGUGUUGGGAAGACUACCUUUACACAACACAUAUUUGAAGAAGUGAAGAGCUGUUUCCAGGUUAGAAUUUGGAUAUGUGUGUCUCUCAACUUCACUGCUGAUAGGUUGGCACAAGAGAUUUUGGAACAGAUCCCUAAAGAUAACAGUGAAAGUAAAAACAGUAGCAAGGAAGAGCUAAUUGAACAAAGGUUAAGAUCAAAGAGGUUCUUACUUGUCUUGGAUGAUGUGUGGAAAUAUCAUGACGAUGAGUGGAAAAAACUAUUAGCUCCGUUCAAAAAAGUUGGGACAGAAGGCAAUAUGGUUAUAGUCACAACUCGAAUUCCAGGGGUAGCAAACAUGGUCAGGACAGUUGACCAUUCUAUAGAAAUGGAACGUCUAGGUCCUCAAGAUAUUAUGUCUUUAUUUGAAGCAUAUGUAUUUGGGGACCAACAACAACCAUGGCAAGAACAUUAUGAAUUACAUGAUGUUGGGCUCAAAAUAGUGAAAAAUUUGAAGGGUUCCCCUCUUGCUGCAAAAACUGUGGGUAGAUUGCUGAGAAACCAACUUACACGUGACCAUUGGACAAGAGUUUCAGAAAGUAAAGAGUGGGAGUCACAAGUUAGUGACAAUGACAUUAUGCCAGCUCUCAAGCUUAGCUAUGAUUAUCUCCCUUUUCAUUUGCAACAAUGUCUUUCCUGUUGUGCAUUGUUUCCCGAAGAUUAUGAAUUUCAUGCAGAAGAGUUGGUUCAUCUGUGGAUUGGACUUGGUAUUUUACACUCAGAUGAUCAGAAGAAAAGAAUUGAAGAUGUUGGAUUGUGUUACCUAACUGACUUGGUUAAUCAAGGGUUUUUCAAAAAGAAUGUAUCGAGCUUUGGCAGUCCUUGUUACACCAUCCAUGAUCUACUACUUGAGUUGGUAGUGAAGGUCUCAUCAUAUGAGUGUCUUAGCAUAUCCAGCUCUAAUGUGAUGUCCAUACAAAUUCCCCCAUCUGUACGUCAUUUGUCUAUCAUUGUAGAUGAUGCGGACGUCAAGGACAAAGUGACUUUUGAAGACUACAAGAGGGGUUUGCGUGCAUUGGAAAAAAGAUUUGAAGUUCAAAACCUACAAACUUUGAUGUUAUUUGGAGAAUACCAUGCAAAUUUUUCAAGGGUUUUUCGUGGUUUAUUUUUUGAAGCCAGAGCCCUUCGUACUGUCUUUUUUUCUGGAGCAUCAUAUAAUGUGGAGGAUGUAUUGCCCAACUUUCCAAAGCUUGUUCAUCUUCGCUACUUAAGGAUCAAGUCAUCAGCUGGUUUUUAUGAUGACAAGAGCUUGUGUGUACCUAGUGUGCUGUGUAGAUUAUAUCACUUGGAAGUCAUUGAUCUACUAGGAUGGAAGGGCCGCUUCGGUUCAACAAGAUAUAUGAGCAACCUUGUAAAAUUGCGCCAUUUUGUUGUGCCCCGAGAAGAACUUCACUCUGACAUAUUUGAGGUGGGAAAACUAAACUUCAUCAAUGAAUUAAGGGCAUUUAGAGUGAGAAAAGAAAGUGAGGUGUUUGAACUGAGUCAACUAGGGAAACUAGGAAAUAUUGGAGGAUUACUUGGUAUUUACAAUCUUGAAAAGGUGCAAUCAGAAGAAGAAGCAACUGAAUCAAAACUGAUACAGAAAAGCCACAUGCAAGAGCUAAUACUAGGAUGGGAUGUUCACAGAUCUAACAGGAAUCCAACGUUUGAAGAAAAUGUGCUUGAAAAUCUUGUGCCACACAGAAAUCUUCAAUGCCUACGCAUUAGAGGGCAUGGCGGCACUAAUUGUCCAAGAUGGCUAAGUUCAAACCUCUCCGUCAAGAAUCUGGAGUCUCUUUCUCUGGAUGAUUUGUCUUGGGGAAACCUUCCACCUUUAGGAGAGAUGUGGAUGGUCAAUGGUCUUGGCCUAGAGUAUCAGAACUGUAACCUAGGCCAAAGAUUUCAAAAUUUGAAAAGGCUAGAAUUGGUUAAGAUACCAAGAUUGAGAAAAUGGGUUUGGGACAAUACUUCUCAUUUAUUCUCUCAACUAGAAGAACUCACUAUUAAAGAUUGCUCUGAACUCACUGAGCUGCGAUCUUCACAUCAUAGUUGUGAUCAGCCACAGCAAGAGAAGAGCAUGGCUUGGUUUUGUAGACUUAGGUCUCUCAGGAUAAAAGACUGCCCAAAGCUAUUGUCAUUUCCUCCAAUCCCUUGGACUUCUGGCCCUUGCUCUGCUGUGAUAGAACAGGUGGGCAACGGUCUUGAGAAGCUAGUUUACAUAGAAGAGAACGGAUCCGAAUCAACUUAUUCGCUGGAAGUGGAGGGAAAGGAUGGCCAGGAUUGUGUGUUCUUGAAUAAGUUGGUUUUCUCUAAUCUAACUUAUCUGAAAAAGUUGGUGAUGAGAAAUUGCUCUCCUCUGCCGCUCGAUCGCCUCCUAAUGCUAACAUCUUUGGAGUUCCUCCAGAUAAGUGGUUCAAGUAAUGUAUUAUCCCUGGUUGAAAGUUUGAGUCAUGUCCGAUGCCAGCUACCUGUUAAAAAGAUAAGUGUCGAGCGAUGUGGUUGCAAUGGUAAGGAAUUGACACAACUGCUCUCACUUGUGCCGGAACUCACCCAAAUGAAAAUAGUGGGUUGUGAGGAGAUAAAAUGGCUGGGUGUGGCGGAGCAAUCAUCAACAUCUUCUUCUGCCGCUGCUGCUGAAAAAUUGUAUCAUGGGCAAAUCGGCCAGCAGCAGCGAGAGUCAAAAGGGGGAGUAGACGGAGUGCUGCUCUUGACUCCCCAGCUACAGAAGUUAACCAUCGAAGGGUUCCCAGAGCUGAGCUUGCUCUCCUAUUCACUGGAAGGUGACAGGGAAGGAGGUGGGCUCCAAGGUCUCCGCUCCCUCCAAUCAUUGAAAAUAAGGAACUGCCCCAUGUUACUCCACUCCUAUUCAAUCUCUUCUAUUCCUUUUCUGACCUCUCUGCAAGAAUUAAUGUUGAUGGAUUGUGGGGAGUUCAGAGGCGAGGGCAUAGGCCCUCUCCUCGCCCAAUGCCACCUUACAAAGUUAUCCAUCUUUAAAACCCCCAACUUCUUCGCUGGUUCUGAGCCACUUGACAAGGAGCUUCUUCCCCGCUCCUCUGCACAUCAGGAGCUUGAUCUGAGGACAGAUGAUAUUGCAGGGUUCCUUGCUGCUCAUAGGUGCAGCCUUCUCUCUUCCUCCCUCACCACCCUAACUAUUGGUUCGAACGAAGAUGCCGAGCGCUUCACACACGAGCAAGCGGAGGCCCUUGUGCUCCUCACCUCCCUCCAUACGCUCGUGUUUAUUUAUUGCGAGAAGCUGCAGUGCCUCCCGGCAGGUCUAAAUAGACUUGCCAGCCUCGAGACAUUACAGAUAGUGGAGUGUCAAGUCAUUCGGUCAUUGCCAGAGGACGGCCUCCCGAGUUCUCUGCAAAAAUUGGAUAUCAGCAGAUGUCCUGCCAUCAAGUCGCUACCCAAGGGCAGCCUCCCAAGUUCGCCGCAAUUAUUAGUUAUCUACAAGUGCCCUGCUCUGAUGUCUCUGCCCAAAAACGGCCUCCCAAGCUCACUACAAAAUCUGGUAAUCUGGGACUGCCCCGCCUUAAAGUCGCUGCCGGAGGAUGGCCUCCCAAGAUCUCUGCAGGAACUACAGAUCGCUGGGUGUGCUGCAAUCAAUUCGCUGCCCAAGGGCGGACUCCCAAGAUCACUGCAAGUAUUGGAUGUCGGUUAUUGUGACAACGAGGAGCUAAAGAGGCAGUGCCGCAAGUUAAGAGGAACCAUUCCCAAGAUGCUAAUUUAAUCUGACCAAAGGGCACUUAUUCCACUUGUGCAUUCUUUUAGCCUCUUAGAAUCCAAACAUGUAUAUUUCUAUGUUGCCAUUGCCUAGCUCAACUGGUUGGGGGAGUGGCAUGCGAAUUUAGGUUCCUAUUUAUUCUUGAGGACCAGGCUUUCCUUUCCCCAAUUUUAGCUGCAUGCAUCGUUCCGAUGCAGAGGCUGGGGGCAAGCCUCCUUUUCCAUAAAAAAAAAGUGCAAGCAGCAAGAUCUCAGUUUGCAUCUUUCAUCAGUAAAUAAAACUGGGCUCUCUGUCUUGGGAGUUGUACAUUCUUUUAGCUAUGUAGAAUUCUAUCAAUCCAUGCACAUCUGGCGCACGAGGCUUGCGUGUUAUCUUUCUGUACAUUAAUCAGUUCAUCGAUGCAUAAGUUGGAUGGGUGGAUGAGAAGCUUACUUUGCUACCCCCUCAGCCACUCCAUGGCCCACAAGUCAGUUCUCGUGGGUGAUUUGAAAUUUGUUGUUUUCAAGCACUUCCGAGCAAAUAAAGGUUUACAGGUUGAGUUUGCUGGGGGUGCUCUACAGUGUGGCGAGUUAUCACGGUGCGCAAGAUUGGGGAUUCUAACCAAAAGGGGAGCACGGCUUCUCAGCAGAUUGUGGUUGGGAGUCCAUUGUGCGAGGACUAGCACAAGAUCCGCGAGCUACUUUAUUCACAAUUCUUCUUGCUUUAGAGGGCACUUCUUCUAUUGUACAUUCUUCUAGCCUCUUAGAAUCCAAGCAAGGCUGUCUGCCUUGGAAUUGCACAUUCUUUUAGCCUUGUAGAAUUCUAUCCAUCCAUGCACACCUGGCACGCAUGGUUCUUGUGUAGCAUCUUUCUGUACAUAAAUCAGCUUUGCCUCGGAGUUGUAAUUCUCUGCAUGCGUGCAACCACACACGGUUCUCAUAACAUUGAUUGAGCAUUGUGUCAAUUCCUAUGUGGCAAGACAGGUCUAACUCAACUUGUGGGUAAAGAUGUACACCCUGGAAGGUUGUCCUUGGGCAUGCCAAAACCUCUGGACAGGGCCAUAAUUCGGCGAGGCUACAGAUGAUUAGGCGAAGUCAUGGUGAGCACCGGCUCUGACGCUACUGCUUUCCGUAGUCGGGUAGAUGCAGAAGUUGGAAAGGUGGAUGAGAAGCUUACUUUGCUACCCCCUCAGCAACUCCAUCAGCCAACAAGUCAGUUCUUCUGGGUGAUCUGAAAUUGGUUGAUUUCAAGCAGUUCCUAGCAAAUAAAGGUUUACAGGUUGAGUUUGCUGGGGGUGCUCUAUAGUGCAGCGAGUAUAUCACGGUGUGCAAGGUUGGUGAUUCUAACCAAAAGGGGCUAGGCUUAGAAAGUUUGCUGGGGGUGCCCUACAGUGCGGCGAGUAUAUCACGGUAUCCAGUUGUACUUUGCCUUAUGACUGCCUCGUCGUAAGGAAAAUUAUAGCUAUAAUAGUAAAUCAAGGGGGGAAAUUAGUAUCAUUUGGGGAGACACAGCAGCUGUUUCAUUCAUCACAAGGAAGAGAUGUUUCGAUCAAACGAAAUUUAUUUCCAUUCUUUUUUUGUCUUCUGUGUUGGAAGUUGCAGUUGCAAAUCUGGUUGAAAAAAAUUAGAGGGAAAAUGCUGGUAUAUAUAUGUGUAAGUUAAUCUGCAUCUGCAAUUCUGAGUGUUAUAGCUAGAAAGAGACAGCCACCAAACAACAAAUGAUUGAAGGAAGCAUCGCAAUAGGGACCCAUCAUCCUGUUUCCUGUC